ACUUCCUUUACCGAAACGUCACAAAGACGGAAGAUCUCAUUGGUUACGAAAAUUAAAAUCGUAAACAAAUAAAAACUUGGAACGAUGUCGACAAAAAUGACAAAUUUCAACUCCAGCUUGGCGUAUGAAAUAUUACUUUACUUGAACUCUUUUUAUUUAGGAAUGUUCUUCGUCUGUGAAAUAGCUAUGGGAAUUUUAAAAGCCAUAAAUGUAUCAUAUCCCGAAAACGCGCUAUUAACCGAGGCUGGAAUAUUUAGUGCGUUAUGCCUUCUUGAAGUUAUUCGUAUAUUUUUAGGUAGACGAGGCAAUUUAGCGAGCACAAAACUUCCAGUUUUCUUCUCAGUGAUAUUAACAAUACCUUGUGCGGUCGGAGUUUGCUAUUUCUUAAUAUACCAGACGUAUAUUUUACGUCUAGAAUAUAUCUGGUGUGCCGUAAUGUUAAUAUUCCAUGCCUUGGAGUUGACUUUUGCCAUUUUAUUCAUUUUUACUGUGUGCAAAAACCAACAGUACGAAUAGAACAGGUUCAAAAGUACCUCCUUGCCAAAUAAAUACUAAUUGCCAAAUCUAUCGUCCUAUUUCUACUAUAGUUCAUAAAGGAGAGUGCUUAUAGACUACUGUAGAUGUAUUGUGUCGGUGAAAUUAAAAAUGUGUGGAAUAU
Messenger RNA from Danaus plexippus (monarch butterfly), 658 nucleotides. RefSeq names its product transmembrane protein 216-like. The coding region runs from base 85 to 516 and encodes 143 amino acids. Gene Ontology annotation, biological process: non-motile cilium assembly. Lineage: Eukaryota; Metazoa; Arthropoda; Insecta; Lepidoptera; Nymphalidae. The record is from RefSeq and is a predicted model, not a curated record. The transcript is spliced from 2 exons. Gene Ontology annotation, cellular component: ciliary transition zone.